Molecule: messenger RNA, 948 nt
Organism: Penicillium samsonianum
Lineage: Eukaryota; Fungi; Ascomycota; Eurotiomycetes; Eurotiales; Aspergillaceae
Product: spliceosome-associated CWC15 family protein
Exons: 8
Coding region: 44-757 (237 amino acids)
Biological process (GO): mRNA cis splicing, via spliceosome
Cellular component (GO): catalytic step 2 spliceosome
Molecular function (GO): RNA binding
Source: RefSeq, a predicted model, not a curated record
CGUCCAAGCACUUCCAACAUUAACUUAGCAAACACACCACAAAAUGACUACAGCCCACAGACCUACUUUUGACCCGGCGCAAGGCAAAGAAGCCCUCCGUGGCCCCGCCUACCACCAGCGACUCCUACCUGCGCAUAAACACCUGAAAGUUCGCCAACCCGGACAAGGCGGCGAAGCCGACGCCGACCCAUCACCCCGUGACCUUCGCGCAGAGCUUCUCCAGGCUGAGGCUGCACACUUUGCCAAGAAGAAUGGCGUUCCGGUCGAACAGCCAGCUAUUGCAGAAUCCUCAAUCUCCAAGCGACAACUUGAAGCUGCGCCCCAAGAUGGAGGCGAUGGCGACAUCCAGGAAGAAGACCCAGAGGCCAAACGCCGACGCAUACUGGAGGAGUCGCGCGACAUAGAUGCCGAUUCAGACGGGUCAGAAGAAGACAGCAGUGACGAGGAUAGUGAUGACGAAGAUGAAGCAGCCGAGUUAAUGCGGGAGCUUGAGAAGAUCAAAAAGGAGCGAUUGGAGCAAAAGGAGAAAGAGGAGCGUGAACGCGCAGUCGAGGAAGAAGAGCAGCGAGAGGUUGAUAUCGCGCGCGGUAAUCCUCUGCUUAAUUCCCAGGAUUUCAACAUGAGACGGCGCUGGGAUGACGACGUUGUAUUCAAGAACCAGGCUCGAGGAACAGAGAACAGAGACGGCAAGGAAUUCGUCAACGAUCUUCUUCGUUCUGAUUUCCACAAGCGCUUCAUGGGCAAAUACGUGCGCUAGGAUCUUCUGAGAUACUUGUGUAUCGAGAUAUCGGUUCAAGGGGGAUUUCAGUUUAGCGAAUGGGUAUUAUUUUAUGUUAUUUUCAACGUUGUAUCAAAAGAGCAUUAUAAACUGUCAAUGGUUUUACCCCAAAGCAAUGCUCCUACGGCUUAAAAGACACUGUACAUGUACCCGUUAGGACAGCCCAGGCG